Molecule: messenger RNA, 1464 nt
Organism: Cyphellophora europaea CBS 101466
Lineage: Eukaryota; Fungi; Ascomycota; Eurotiomycetes; Chaetothyriales; Cyphellophoraceae
Exons: 3
Coding region: 1-1464 (487 amino acids)
Source: RefSeq, a predicted model, not a curated record
AUGACUACAACAACUCAGCCGUCUCGUGACUCCCAUCUUCCAGCUCCAGCAUCCAUCGCCCUUGCAUUGGCUGUUCUGCGCUCAAAACCACAAGAUGUUGAUCUUGACGAGCAUUUGGACCGGAUCACAAGCUGCAUCAGCCGCGAGCCAUCAUCGACACAUCGAGUCCCUUCCGACCAUCUGGAUGCCAUAAUCUACUGGAAGGAAGAGUCUCGUCGUGCAAACAGUGAGAAAUCCAAACUUCAAGAUGAGAUCCUCGAACUUCGACUCCAGCUCGAGGGAUCGAAACAGUCCGGGAAACCAUCGCAGAAAAGGAAUGCUGAACCUCAGAUUCCCUCCGAAGCAAACACGCAGUCCAAGCGGAGGAGGCUAAGCGGGAACAACGAAGACUUCAAUGGCCCUGAUGCACUUGAACAGCUCGACAAAGCCUGCGACCCUGAUAUCAAACAUCUACUUCGAUCAUUAUUCACACUCAAGCAGCUGCUCGGAGGUAAUUCCAACGACGCUAGGAGAGUGUUCAGAUGGCUCUCGACCCUCUGCACGUCUAUGGUCAAUCUAGUCAAACGUCCAACGGAACUUUCUCCUCGGUUACCGAAGGCGUACGGCUGUAUGCUCCUUGGUCUCCGUCGGAUUCGUGAUCUGGUAAACGACCAAGAAGACAUGUUCACCUCGGCCAUCAGCACAACGACUCGGCUUUUUCAGACCAUGCUAGGCUGUCUUCAUCAGAUCGCGCUCGAUGAAGUAGCUAGGCGUGAACGGGAAGAGCAGCGCAAAAGCAAGAAGCACAAAUCCAAUACCAAAGCUGUCAAGACAUCCGGACCGGACAGUGAGGUUUUGUGUAAGACGAAUCUCGCGGCUCUCAUGCAGAUGCUCUCCAUUUUCUUCGCCCAGCUGGAGCAUUUUCACAAGUCGGAUCGCGUUCUCUACGAAUGUAUAUGCUCUGCGCUGCUCGACCACAUAGGAUCCUCGUUGUCACUCCUGGUGUUCCUCGACCCACAGAGUGAAGAAACGGGCCUGAAAUCUGUCACCGGAAUUGUCGACGUCGCGCAUCUGGAGCCGGAGUCAGCCAUAUCCACGGCACGCCUCUCAGCUCCAUACCUAGUCAGGGUCCUCCGCACUGCACUGGGGUCUGCAGCAAAAGAUGACCGGGGAGGGAAGGGCCAAACGCAAAGAGUGCCGGGGAACACAUCAAUCGAUAGAUCGUCUCACGGGGCGCUCCAAUUGCGAGCGGAAGAACGACUACAGCACACCUUACUCAGGGGAAUAUUUGGGGACGAGGACGAAAGAUUUCCAGAUGCGUUACUGCGAGCAGAGGAGAUGGACGGUGAUGUCCAUCAGGAAACGGUAGAAGAGGCCUAUGAGGAGCAGGAUAGCUCCGACUGGUUCAUUGGGCAGGUAUGGGAGCUUCUUGGCUGGGACAUCUUGUCUGGGACAAUGCCAACGUCCAGAAGACUAUGCGAGUGA